Dendroctonus ponderosae (mountain pine beetle) is the source of this 664-nucleotide messenger RNA. RefSeq lists its product as uncharacterized. Lineage: Eukaryota; Metazoa; Arthropoda; Insecta; Coleoptera; Curculionidae. The record is from RefSeq and is a predicted model, not a curated record.
ACAAUGCUUACCAAAUUUGGAUCUAAUGUUAUUUCUAUAGAUGGCACACAUGGGCUUAAUAAUUAUGAAUUUGAAUUGACAACAAUUAUGGUAAUUGAUGAAUUUGGUCAAGGAUACCCAGCAGCAUUUAUGUUCUCAAAUAAAAAAUCCAAGAAGAGUUAAACGAAUAUGUAUUUGAAAACCAACUUUUAACUGCUGUGAAGCUAAUGAUAGAUGACAAAGAUACGCGUAAUUUUGGCCAAUAUUUCAAAGCAAAUUACAUGAAUAACAGUAAGCAAUGGGCAUAUUGCUACAGAAAGUAUACAGGAAUUAACACCAAUAUGCGACUCGAAUCUAUGAAACGUUUGGAUAAAGGGCUGCACACUGUUUUAAAAUACAUAAGAAAUCAGAGUAUUGGAAGAGUAAUAAAAAUGGUAAAAGGGAAAAACACCGUGUCCCAUCAAAACAUUUUUAAAAGGCAUCAGGAGGCAAAGGCAAGUAAAUUUGCAGUUCAGGUCAUAAGUGAGAGUAGUUGGGAAGUUAAAAGUGGUUAUAAUACAUAUUCGAUUUAUAAACUCCUUCAGUCAAAGUGUUGCCUUUUAGUGUGUCGUGCAUGUAAUGUCUGUGUUCACAUGUAUUCAUGCACAUGUGAUGACUUUAAACACAAUUGUCAAUUAUGCAAACA